This is a messenger RNA of Lytechinus pictus (painted urchin), 2363 nucleotides long. RefSeq lists its product as uncharacterized. The transcript has 5 exons. NCBI's taxonomy places the organism in Eukaryota, Metazoa, Echinodermata, Echinoidea, Temnopleuroida, Toxopneustidae. The record is from RefSeq and is a predicted model, not a curated record. The coding region runs from base 379 to 864 and encodes 161 amino acids.
AGAUCUCACUGUCAUAUCAAGAAAAUGUAUUAAUUUGAACCCCAUUCAAUUUAUAUAUCUCGCCAAAGGAAAAUGAACGUCGAUAUUUUCGUUCCACAUGAGCGACAUUUGUGAGCAUCAGAUGAUGAAGUCCUUUUCCCUUUGUUAUUCGAGAUUCUAACAACGAAUUGACUUCGAUUUGUCUUCCGCAUGUGAAUGGGUCAUGCCCUGAGGGGUACGGAUCAUCAAAACACCACCACGCAGUUAACUUCGAUCGCACUCCAACUCUCUAUACACUCAUUCACCGUUAACUACCAAUACCACUCCAUUAGACGUGUAUCUUUUAUUUGGCGCGAUCAGCUUUUUUAAAAUAAAUUUCUACCACUUACUCUGUUCGCCAUGUUUAUAACUGUACGCUAUGGAGAUGACAAGAGUGAACUGUUCAAUCCCAAUUGCCGAAACGUUAUUUUAUUGGACAAUAUCAGAGAAAGAUGUAAUUGCGACGAAGAUGACGUGAUUGAUCUGUCAGAUGAGAAUGGAUCUGUUGCUAAUUUACCAGGUCACCUUGAUGAUUAUGGCAAGAACUUCCUUUCUGACAGGGGAUCCUUUAUACUCGUCAGAGUAGAACGAGAUGGCGACGAAGGUGAUGAUGAUCGCAUUACAUAUAUCCCACUCUUACAAGGAGUUGAUGAUGAUAAAGAUUUUCUAUCACGAUUAAAUCCUAAACCAACGAAGGGUGGACCCGGAGGAAAAGGAAGACGGAAGGGUGAUCGAGCAGGAUCACCCUCAUCAGCGAAGGGUGACAGAAGAAAAGGACGCCAGAAACAAGAACCGAGCAGACGAAGCGGUGGUACAGGAUCAAGAAAUACACCAUCAAAACGAUGACAUCACAAUGGAACUUUCCUUGCUGCCGAUUAUCUCAAUUGCAAUUUGGAGUUCUCCAGUGUUUAUUGGACGUCAUGGACGAUGUAUAUAGGGGUUGCCCUUUAUUAAAAAAGGAGGACUUUUGUCUUGGUAUGGGUUGCUUAAUUGCAGUGUCUUGCUUUUCUAGGACAACUAUGUGGCCUUGCCCUUGUCUUUGACCUCAGUCCUCUAGACCUUGGAUUCAGAAGUCUGAAGUCUUUGGUAGUCUGACCUUGCAACAACACUGCUGAAUUGGUGAGAGUAUCACCGUUUCUUUCAGGACAAGCAGCUAAAUACUUACUGCAGCAGAAAUGUGUUUGCAAUAAGUGCAAGGCUAUUUAUAGAAAAUAUGUAAUCAUAACAUGAACAAUAAAAUGAAACAUGUUAUGAAAUGUUUGAAAGCCUGAGUAAUAAGGAUUGAUAUUUUCAGUCUGUCCGUGACAUUGAUCAUUGUAUGGAUUCUCAAUAUGAAAUUAUUUAGGAGCAACCAUGAACCAAAUUUCAGAAAUUUUGAACAGUAAUGCCCUGCACAAUGAAACAUGAUAUCAAAAUUAAUGAAUUACAAUUUUACAGGCCUUCAAUUAUUUUCAAAAUUAGUCAAAUGUCUGACAACCGAUCAGACCCUUCAUGAUUCUAGGUAAAGCACAAACAAUUGUGGAUUAAAAAGGUAAUUUUAUUGUAUUUAAUAAAAGCAAUGGUCAUAGAUGCCAGAACACGAAUAGAGUUGGCCAUUUUGUACACAGAAAAUUCUUUUCUACUCGGCUGAAAAUAGGUUUGUCAGCCCUGAAGUCAGGCUUAAGUUUGAAUCCCAUUAUCCAUAUGACAGUGCUCAUAUCGGUUACAUCACUAAAGCGAGAUACAUGACUGUGCAAAAGGGGGCGGGGUCAUAAACACAUCAUUUUGUAAACUUUUUAUUCAUGAUGGUGAAGGGCAGUUUUUUUGUCUAGAAGUUUUUGGUAAUUUGCUGUCUGGGAAUAUACAGGGAUAAUGCUAAAUUCAACAUAUGUCUAUGAAUUAGAAGAAAAAGGGAUCCUCUAAUCAUAUUAGUUUAAGAAUAGGUUUAUAGACAUAUGAAGAACAUGAAACGUCUUUUUAAUGGACUUAAAUACUUGUUAGAUGAGCUUCUUACUGUCACUAAAACACAUUUGCCAAAAUAUCUAUCAUCACAAUGAACAUCACAAACAUCCAAUUCUAUGUUGAAGUAUCUCAACUCUGGAAUAGAUCUUUGGCACACACUUUAGAAUUCUACUUGGAUGUUGAAAAUGUUGAUUUAUUGAAGUGAACUAUAUAAAUGAUUUGGCUGUGUGCGAGUGAAUAUACUCUACUGUAUCAACUCAUAAAAUCCGUCCAUGUUUGUUUAGCAAGAAGACUGUGGUUCACCAAAUUUCAUACAUCUUAUUGUAUAAAAAUUUAAAUAUAUGCUCAUAUUUUGUAAUGUAGGUGCUGCUAUGUGUCACAAUAAAUGAUAUACUCUUGACAAA